This is a messenger RNA of Thalassophryne amazonica, 855 nucleotides long. RefSeq names its product dihydrofolate reductase (gene dhfr). The transcript is spliced from 6 exons. The coding region runs from base 98 to 664 and encodes 188 amino acids. Gene Ontology annotation, cellular component: mitochondrion. The record is from RefSeq and is a predicted model, not a curated record. Gene Ontology annotation, molecular function: dihydrofolate reductase activity; NADP binding. NCBI's taxonomy places the organism in Eukaryota, Metazoa, Chordata, Actinopteri, Batrachoidiformes, Batrachoididae. Gene Ontology annotation, biological process: folic acid metabolic process; glycine biosynthetic process; tetrahydrofolate biosynthetic process.
GUGACGUCACUUUUGACUUUGUGCUGCUGGUGGCGGGAGAAGCUGCAGUAACGCAGGUGGUAAAAAGAAGUUAGUUAAUUGAUUAUUAUUAUUUAAAAUGGGCCGUGUGUUGCACGGUAUCGUGGCGGUCUGUCCUGACCUCGGUAUCGGUAAGAACGGAAACCUGCCCUGGCACCCGGUUAGACUCAAUAACGAAUUCAAACAUUUCCGCAAAAUGACAUCGACGCCGUCUGUGGAAGGGAAGCACAAUGUGGUAAUCAUGGGCAGGAAGACGUGGUUUUCCAUCCCUGAGAAGAACCGACCGUUGAACAACAGGAUCAACAUUGUCCUCAGCAGAGAGCUCAAAGCACCUCCUGCAGGAGCCCAUUACCUGGCUGCAGACUUCAGGUCAGCUCUGAAGCUGGUUGACACGGAGUUGGCGGAAAAGGCAGACCAGGUGUGGGUUAUUGGCGGCAACUCUGUUUACCAGGAGUUUAUGGGGAGUCCAGGUACCAGAAGACUUUUUGUCACCCGAAUCUUGAAACAGUUUGAGUGUGACACAUUCCUCCCUGAAAUCAGCCCAGAUAAAUACCGGCUACUGCCAGAGUUUCCUGGAGUUCCACGAGAUCUUCAGGAGGAGAAUGGUAUCCAGUACAGAUUUGAAGUCUACGAGAGCAUCGAGUAGUAAAGUACAACGAGCCGGAACUUCAGAUUUGGUACCUGUAUGUAAACGGUGUAAAUUUUCAUUUCUGUGGGGGCAGCGACGUUUGUCAGAAUUAAUGUAAACUAGUUGCUGGAUUUACAGCUUCAGGCAUUUGGACUUGAAGUGACUUUUUUACCAUCCUCUGUCUACCCGUGGUUUUUAAAUAAAGGGUU